Molecule: messenger RNA, 7234 nt
Organism: Doryrhamphus excisus (bluestripe pipefish)
Lineage: Eukaryota; Metazoa; Chordata; Actinopteri; Syngnathiformes; Syngnathidae
Gene: atp10a
Product: ATPase phospholipid transporting 10A
Biological process (GO): phospholipid translocation
Cellular component (GO): plasma membrane
Molecular function (GO): ATPase-coupled intramembrane lipid carrier activity; magnesium ion binding; ATP binding
Source: RefSeq, a predicted model, not a curated record
AGUCCAGGAACACCGCGUGGCACUUUGGAAGCUCGGGAGUAGUCAGGAUGGGCUCAAGGAGGAGGGCCUUGGCUCUCACAUUUCCAUCCGAGUGAGACCUCUAACCCGUUCAAGUGGCUCCCGAGUGUGCACAGGCUGCGCGCUUUCGCUGAUCCACACACUUUAAGCUAGCGCAGAAUCCUUAAAGGCAGUUGUAUCCAUGUUGUUUUUAGAUCGACUAACUGGGCGGCCCGAGCCCAAAGCGUGCCUCCCCACUGUCUCAGCAUCCUUCCAGAAGUAGAAGGAAAAAAGGGAGAAGCCCUAACACGCUCAACUUUUUCUCCGGCCGCGAAGAAGAGGCGUCGACAUGGAUGAAAAGGAGAUGUUUUCGUGUUCAAACGAAGCCGAGGAGAGGUUGUAAAGAUGAUAACUUAGCCGCUAGCUUGAGCAGUUGUUAGCGUGCGAGGAAAAGUUGGCGAAGAAGUCAAAAGUUGUUGGCCAUGGCGAGCGGAGUGGCUUCCAAAGUCAAGAGGCCGAGGAAGAAGAAAAGUAAAGAGUACAAAACCAGAACCGUGCACGCCAACAUUCUCUACGAGCACGUCAAGGGGGAGGAGAACCCGAACCGACACUACGCCGAUAACAAGAUCAAGACCACCAAGUACACCCUGCUCUCCUUCCUGCCCAAGAACCUCUUCGAGCAGUUCCACCGCUUUGCCAAUGUCUACUUUGUCUUCAUUGCUCUGCUCAACUUUGUCCCGGUUGUCAACGCCUUCCAGCCCGAACUGGCCCUGGCCCCGGUCGUCUUCAUCCUGUCCGUCACUGCCAUCAAGGACCUGUGGGAGGACUACAGGAGACACAGGUCUGACAAGGAGAUCAAUCACAUGGACUGUCUGGUGUACAGCAGAGUGGAGUGCCGCUACGUGGAGAAGUUCUGGAAGGAGGUGCGGGUGGGCGACUUCAUCCGGCUGAGGUGCAACGAGAUCCUACCGGCCGACGUCCUGCUGCUGAGCUCCAGCGACCCCGACCGCCUGUGUCACAUCGAGACGGCCACGCUGGAUGGUGAGACCAACCUCAAGCAGAGGCAGGUGGUCCGCAGCUUCUUCGACUUGGAUUGUGAUUUCGACCCUUCCAAAUACAGCAGUGUCAUUGAGUGUGAGAAGCCCAACAACGACCUCAACCGAUUUCGAGGAUACAUAAUCCACCGGAGCGGUCGAAGGGACGCGCUUUACAAAGACAACCUGCUGCUGAGAGGCUGCACCGUCCGCAACACGGAGGAGGCGGUGGGCAUCGUCAUCUAUGCAGGCCAUGAGACCAAAGCCAUGCUGAACAACAACGGCCCUCGCUAUAAGCGCAGUAAGCUGGAGAGGCAGAUGAACGUGGACGUGUUUUGGUGUGUCAUCAUCUUGCUGGUCAUGUGCUCCUUUGCUGCUGUCGGUCAUGGGCUGUGGAUGUUUCAAUACGGAGAUAAGAGGCCCGUCUUUGAUGUCCUCAGUCCAGAGGGGACAGACUUAUCGCCAGUCUUGUCGGCCAUAUAUCUCUUCCUCACCAUGAUUAUCGUCUUCCAGGUGCUGAUACCAAUCUCGCUUUUCGUGUCCAUCGAGAUAGUGAAAAUCUGCCAGGUGUACUUCAUCCACCAGGACGUGGAUCUGUACGAAGAGGAGACCGACUCCCACCUGCAGUGCCGUGCUCUCAACAUCACAGAGGAUCUGGGACAGAUGCAGUACAUCUUUUCAGACAAGACGGGAACGCUGACAGAAAACAAAAUGGUGUUCCGACGCUGCAACGUGGCGGGAGUGGAGUACUCUCACGACGCCAAUGCUAGAAGACUGGCUAUGUACCAGGAGCUGGACUCCGAGGAGGACGAGUGCACGUCUCACGGCGGCACCCUGCCCAGACGAGACAGCGUGAGCAGCCACCAGAGCGUGCGGGCAGUUCUGCGCUCCCAGAGCACCAAAUCCCACCGCAGGACAGGCAGCAGGGCGGAGGCCAAGAGAGCCAGCAUCCUGUCCAAACACACGGCCUUCAGCAGCCCCAUGGAGAAAGAUAUCACGCCCGACCCGCAGCUGCUGGACAAAGUCAACGAAUGCGGCAGUCAGAUGGACUUCAUGCGCUUCCAUAGCCAGCCCAUGUCCCAGCUGCCCUCUGACCUCUCUGAUAUCAUCGACUUCUUUAUCGCGCUCACCAUCUGCAACACGGUGGUGGUGUCCUCCCCCGACCAGCCUCGCCACAAGGUCCGUAUGAGGUUCGAGCUCAAGUCCCCGGUCAAGACAAUUGAAGACUUCAUCAAGCGCUUCACGCCGAGCCGUCUGACCUCGGGCUCCAACAGCAGCAGCUCUUCAAGCCUCAACCGCUCGUCCAACAGGGGCUGUUCCAGCAUACUGUCCUCCCCCUCGGCUGAGAGCACCCUCACUAAGCUGGAGGAGGAGGCAGCGGCGGUGGCGGCAGUGACAGCAACAGCGGUGGCUCACGGGGGCCUGGAGAACGCCUUCAGCCCAGUGCCCCCCUCCUACGACGGGAAGCCUCAGGGCGCGGACCUCCGCUACGAAGCGGAGUCACCGGACGAAGCGGCGCUGGUCUACGCCGCCAGGGCCUACAAGUGCUCCCUGGUCGGACGCCUCCCGGACCAAGUCACCGUAGACCUGCCCCAUUUGGGGAAGCUGAACUUUGAGUUGCUGCACACUUUGGGCUUUGACUCCACCAGGAAGCGCAUGUCGGUAGUGGUGAAACACCCUCUGACCGACCAGAUAACCGUCUACACCAAAGGAGCCGACUCUGUCAUCAUGGACCUCAUCAAAACCCCCAACACAGGCAACUCCAAAGGAAAACGUCAAAAGAAGAUUAUCUGUCGGACCCAGAACUACCUGAACCUGUACGCUGCAGAUGGCCUUCGCACACUCUGCAUAGCAAAAAAGGUCUUGACCAAGGAGGAAUACGCCUGCUGGCUGCAGCGCCACCUGGAGGCCGAGACGGCCAUCCAGGGACGAGAGGAGCUGCUGUUUGAGUCGGCCUUGCGCCUGGAGACAAAUCUCCAUCUCCUGGGCGCGACAGGAAUUGAGGACCGUCUACAGGACGGCGUGCCCGAAACCAUCGCUGCCCUGCGGAAGGCCGGCCUGCAGAUAUGGGUGCUGACAGGCGACAAACAGGAAACAGCUGUCAAUAUUGCGUAUGCCUGCAAGCUGCUGGAGCCUGAGGAAGAGAUCCUGACCCUGAAUGCUGAUUCUAUGGAGGCGUGCUCCUUGCUGCUGGAGGAGAGCUUACACUACAUCCAGGCCAAACUCCUCUGCAGCUCCACCGACCGUGCCACCGAGACCUUCCACGGCAACAACUUUGCCCCCUUGCCGAUAUACCCGUCUCUUUCCUCAUCCUCCCACGCCACGCCCUUUAUCGUACACCGCCUGGGCCUGGUGAUCGACGGCCGCACUUUGGCCUACGCCCUGGACAAGAGCCUGGAGGACAAGUUCCUGGCGGUGGCGCGCAGCUGCCGCUCGGUGCUCUGCUGCCGCUCCACGCCACUGCAGAAGAGCAUGGUGGUGAAGCUGGUACGCAACAAGCUGAAAGUCAUGACGCUGGCCAUAGGUGACGGGGCCAAUGAUGUCAGUAUGAUCCAGGUGGCCGACGUGGGCGUGGGCAUUUCAGGACAGGAGGGCAUGCAGGCGGUCAUGGCAAGCGACUUUGCCCUCCCGCGUUUCCGCUAUCUUCAGAAGCUCCUGCUGGUACACGGACACUGGUGCUACUCCCGCCUGGCCAACAUGAUCCUCUACUUCUUCUACAAGAAUGCCAUGUUCGUAGCGCUCAUCUUCUGGUAUCAGUUCUACUGCGGCUUCUCAGGUUCAGCCAUGAUUGACCAGUGGUAUCUUAUCUUCUUCAACCUGAUGUUCUCCGCCUUCCCGCAACUCAUCACUGGCACUCUGGACAAAGAUGUGUCGGCAGAGACUCUCCAGCGACUACCUCAGCUUUAUGUCAGCGGACAGAACUCAGAGGAAUACAAGCCAUACAUGUUCUGGAUGAACAUGAUUGACGCCUUCUACCAAAGUCUCGUCUGCUUCUUCAUUCCUUACUUUGCCUACGCCGACUCUGACGUGGAUCUGUUUACGUGGGGGACCCCCAUCACCACGCUGGCAGUCUUCACAAUCCUUCUGCACUUGGGCAUCGAGACCAAAACCUGGACGUGGAUGAACUGGCUGUCCGUGUCCCUCAGCGUGGCGAUGUUCUUCACGGUGGCGCUGUGCUACAAUGCCUCCUGCCCUACCUGCUACGCCCCUUCCAACCCGUACUGGACCAUGCAGAGGCUGCUCCAGGACCCCACCUUCUACUUGCUCUGCCUCAUCACACCUGGAGCUGCACUGCUGCCCAGAUAUUUCUACCGGGCGUGUCAAGGCACGCUCUUUCCCAGCCCGGUCCAAGUCGGGCGCCAGCUGGACAAACUCCCCGCUGAAACCCGCAAGAACAUCCUGAGCCUGAGCGGGGUCAGAGCGGGGGCGCAGCAGGACCCAAAGCCAAAGUCUCCCAAGGGGAGCCACGAUAGAGACCAGGGGGGAAUCGCACAGAAAGAGGAGAAGGAGCAGAGGAGACCGGCGCAGGGUCUGUCUUCUCUCCACACAUUACCUCCCACGGAGACGGACACUUUUCUUUAUGCCAAAGGGGCGCCGCCCCCACCCGCCAAAGACCCCCGGCGCCUGGACGAGACGUUCGAGCGCCCCGAUGCCAGCCUGUCCGUUCGGAUCGCGCAGGCGGACGGCGGCUUACGCUGCGUCACAUAUACGAGGAGCGCCGAAGAAAGACUCAAAUGCGAGCCCCCCGUGUGACGUGCUGCCACGCCCCACCACCCUUCAUAUUUGCACAAUUUGUAUUUUUCAGAGAUUGUUUUAUAGAGGAUGCAAAUUGGUACUUUCUUUUAUGGAUGCCUCAAAGCUAACUUUAUUUUGGGAGUUUUUACAAACUGGAUUGUCUUCCCAGGAAAGCUUUCAUUUGUGAGUUUGACACAGUCGCAUCUCAGUGCUGGUCAGGUCUUAAAGAGGCACUGGUCACCUUCUGCUGCUGGAUUUGGUGCAACGGUGGCCUCGAUUGUGCAUUUUUGUUUUAAUUUUUUUUUUUACCGAAAUCAGCACACAGUAAGUACAAAGGAGUAUUAGGGCCACACCGAAAAGAGGAAAAAAUGAACAAAAAGGCAAAAUUACAACACAAACCUGAAUGCUUAUGGGCCUGCAAGCAAAGCACAGCGGCCCAUCCUAUUAUUAUGGGCCUGCAGACCCCCUUCAGCUCAUACCGUGCGAAGGACCCCAACAUAUUAUAUCACCGAACAGGUCUUGAUGACGCCAAGGAGCCAUGUUUAUAUUUAGUAACAUUCUAUGCAACCAACAAAGUUGAAAAGGGCCACUUGAUUAGGAACCCAGACUUCAGCCCAUACCAUUCAAACGACCCCGACACUGGAUAGGUCUUGAUGAAGGAAGUUUGUGUAACCAUUGUGAUGUCAUAGAUGAACAAACCCGCACUUCAGACAAUACAUGCUAAGUAAAUAUUCCUCGUAAUAUUUGACUUUUUGUAUAUUUCUUGAUUUUCAGUGUGGCUGUAAUAUUCCUUUUGUAGUUCAGUGCAGGUCUGAAUUUCUUUGCUGGACUUUCCUCUCUUUUUUCCUGCCUCUUCUAGCACAUUCCCUGAACAAUCCAAACAGAAUCGCGUAUCCGUGCUGCAGGAAUGAUGCUUAUCAUUGGACCUCAUUGUGUUUUAACAGUGUUAGCAUCACGGACAUUCAGUAUGCACGUGCAGCCAGGAGACUCCCAGCUUAGCUUAGCUUAGCAUCACAUCAUCAACGUUAUAUCCCCGAUUGCUAGCUGUUGCAUUGCCUGCUAAGGAAUAUUCUCGCACCUUAUAUCCUAACUAACUCUUCCUGGCGUCUCCUGGCGGCAGGUUCAUGUCGUCCAACGUAGAGUGAAAGAAUGACAAACAUUCCUCAGCAUAAGCUACCAGCACGCAAGUGUUUUACUUGAAGGUUUUUAUUGUUAUUGUUAUUAAAUUCUUCUUCUUUUAUCACAUUCAGCUGGAAAACCAAAAGCAGUGCGAUCCAAAGUCAAGCCAAAGAUGGAAGCUUUAAACCUUUGAAAGCACUUUGACGAUAAGCAGCUGCACACGUUUUAAGCAGACGAAUGAGAAAUAUUUUGUUUUGUGUGCUUUGUUUGUGUUGUCCAAGCAUGUGCCUUAACACUGGAUAAUAAAUGUUUCUCCUGGAGCUCAAGCUGUUCUUGACUUGGGAUGAAGGCCAUAUUUAUCAGGUAACACGUCAUGAUGUCCUCCUGUUCAUUUUUCUCUCUUUUUUUUUUUUUUUUCCUGCCAGGUUUUCUCUGCUCCGACGUGAAGAUGUUGCACGUUAUCUCCUGAGGAGGAGGACCUGCCGUCAGGUUUUUGACUUUUUGAUCAUGUUUGUACAAUUCCAGCCAGAGAAGAAAUUCUUUAAGGUCCCAUAAGUCCGUGAAAAUGCUUAGAUUUGAAUGAAACUUUUUAAAAAUAUUAUCAGAAAAAUACUAAAUAAAUAUAAUUUUUGUAAUUAAAUUUUUUGCAUUUAAAAAAAUGUUCUAUGAGUGAUAUGAUUGAAACUGGUUGAUGUUUUGAACACAGUUUGGAUUGGGUUUUUUUGUUUUUUUUACCAAUAAAGUAGACCUAACAGUUCAAUGUUAAAGCUACUUACCAUUGAGCGACGUCUUGAAGUAACCUCUUCUUGAGAAAUUUCGGACUGUCCAGUCUCUACUUGCAGAUCGGUUUUGGGUUCCAAAUUUUAUUUUCUCUUAACAUGUACAACAUCGGGUAAUAUGAAUGUAAAGGUGACUCUAGGGGUGUUAUUUCAUGACUAGAUGGUUCUAAUAAUGUUAAAAACCCUAAUUUAAAGGUUGUAAACACGUUUUCUAUACCUAAUGUCUUAUUUUCUCUUAUUAUACGUACAACAUAGGGUAAUAUGAAUGUAAAGUGACUAUAGGGGUGUUAUUUCAUGACUAGAUGGUUCUAAUAAUGUUAAAAACCCCUAUUUAGACGGUUGUAAACAUGUUUUCUAUACCUAAUAUGUCUUAUUUUCUCUUAUUAUAUGUACAACAUAGGGUAAUAUGAAUGUAAAGGUGACUCUAGGGGUGUUAUUUCAUGACUAGAUGGUUCUAAUAAUGUUAAAAACACUAUUAGAAGGUUGUAAACAGGUUGUUUUAUACCUAAUAUGUCUUAUAUUAUUUUAACAUAUGUACAACAUAGGGUAAUAUGAAUGUAAAGUGACUAU